Messenger RNA from Mesocricetus auratus (golden hamster), 1774 nucleotides. It is a transcript of the gene Bad, whose product is annotated as BCL2 associated agonist of cell death. The coding region runs from base 703 to 1317 and encodes 204 amino acids. The transcript has 4 exons. Lineage: Eukaryota; Metazoa; Chordata; Mammalia; Rodentia; Cricetidae. Gene Ontology annotation, biological process: apoptotic process. The record is from RefSeq and is a predicted model, not a curated record.
UACGGAGGGCGGCGGGAGGCCAAGAGGCGGAGACAAGGCGGCACGCAAACAUGCACCCGGGUUACCCGUGUCCUGAGCCGCCAGCUCUUAAUGUUUGGGAGACCACUAUUUCCCAACCUUAGAUCCCCAAGCCCACAUCGGGUUCAGGGAGCCCAUAUGGGGGCGGCAACGACAUCCGCGCACAGGGUCGCUGAAGGAAACUUCCGCCCACAACCAAGAUGGCACCCCGGCCCCGCCCCCUAGCUUCUAUCCGCAGGCCCCAGCGCUUCGGCCUGCCGCCGCUUGCGCACACCUAGCAGCCGAGGCCCCGAGAGCCCCGCGGCUCGCCCUCCUGGGUGCCCUUGUCCCUUCUCCCGCACCCGACGGCCAUCCUGCCUGGAAGGAGCUCCCGAGAUGGCGCGGUGGGUUGUCCCCGAGUCGGGCAGCGCGAGGCCUCCACGACAGGGAGGAGGAAGGAGCCGGCCUCCCCAUCCCUGUCACUCAGUCCAGGGACAGCAAUAACUAUCGCAAUGAUCAUUGCACCCGACGGCCGAGCUUCAACGAACGGCUCUAUAAGUGCUUUCGCCCAUAGUAAUCACUGAACUGUUUACAGAGUUUUCACCAGCUCCCCAGGGAGGUGUCAUUAGCCCCAUUUUACAGGAGGGAACUCGGGACCAGAGGAGCUGGAGGACUUAUCAGCCGAAGCAGGCCUCCAGGAUCCAAAUGGGAACCCCAAAACAGCCCUCGCUGGCUCCUGCACACGCCCUAGGCGUGAGGAAGUCCGAUCCCGGAAUCCGAAGCCUGGGGAACGACGCGGGAGGAAGGCGGCGAAGACCAGCAGCCCAGAGUAUGUUCCAGAUCCCAGAGUUUGAGCCGAGUGAGCAGGAAGACUCCAAUACUGCAGAUAGGGGCCUGGGCCCUAGCCUCACUGGGGACCCACCAGGUCCCUGCCUGGCUCCAGGUCUCCUGGGGAACAUCAGACACCAACAGGAACAGGCAGCCAACAGCAGUCAUCAUGGAGGCACUGGGGCUAUGGAGACCCGGAGUCGCCACAGUUCAUACACCGCGGGGAACGAGGAGGAUGAAGGGAUGGAAGAGGAGCUCAGCCCCUUUCGGGGCCGCUCGCGUUCGGCUCCCCCCAAUCUCUGGGCUGCGCAGCGCUACGGCCGCGAGCUCCGAAGGAUGAGCGAUGAGUUUGAGGGUUCCUUCAAGGGACUUCCUCGCCCAAAGAGCGCAGGGACUGCAACACAGAUGCGACAAAGCGCCAGCUGGACGCGCAUUAUCCAGUCCUGGUGGGAUCGAAACUUGGGCAAAGGAGGCUCCACUCCCUCCCAAUGAUCUUCUGCUCCACAUUCCCGGAACUCUACCCGCUCCCGUCGCCCGCCAUAUUGGGUGUGGGCGGAAGUUUUCCGAGGCCUUGGGGAUAAAAAAAAGGAUUGCUGUGUCCCUUUAACUGGGAGAACUGGCCAACGGCUAGACUCCCUUCCGGUGCGUGCAAUAGCCACGAAGGGGUGGUUCUCGUUGGAAGUUUCAAAGUUUCCGCCUCCCACCCUAACUUCCGGAAGUGGCAACUUUUUCCCCCUCUCCCCUACCGGGCUGCCCUGAGGCGCCUGCGCCACCCCAGCUUCCGGAAGUGGCAACUUUUCCCCUUUCCCGUACCGGGCUGCUGUCCGGCGCCUGCGCCAAAUUGCGAGCCGGGUUAAACCGUGACUUGGCUGCAGCCCAACAUGCGAACUGGGAGCCCGUGGUCGCAGCAAACGUGUUUUAUAAUAAAGCCUGCACCUGUGCUGCUGCA